Molecule: messenger RNA, 3378 nt
Organism: Dioszegia hungarica
Lineage: Eukaryota; Fungi; Basidiomycota; Tremellomycetes; Tremellales; Bulleribasidiaceae
Exons: 3
Coding region: 1-3378 (1125 amino acids)
Source: RefSeq, a predicted model, not a curated record
AUGCUUCCCCCAAACACUCGGCCACGGCGCGCCCGUCCCUCCACCGCCAACUCAGUCCUGACCGCCCGCCCAUCCACCGCCCACUCAUCUCUCACCCCGCGUCCCACCUCACCGAUCAGCGGACCUGGUCUGGGGCGGAACACUGCCGCUCGCUGGUCCACCCUCUUCCUGCCUUCUGCGUCAGUCCGGUCUAAGGGCGCCGGUACCGGUACGGCUACCCCUCCCAUCGCCCCGAUCGCGAGGUAUGAGGGUACGGCGCUCGUUAGUCUCUUUCCGGGACUCACGGAUCUCGGGCUCGAUGUCGGGCUGGUCCGUCCCGGCCUGGGCACCGAGGGCAACGGUGCUGGCGCCGCCGCUGCAUUUAGGGGAUUCCCGAUCCGUGGUCGGCCGUUAUACCUCUCGGACCCGGCGGUAACCGGUACGGACCCGCCGACACUCCCUCCGCUUAGCCCACUCACACACCUCUCCCCGGGCUUCGGGCAUACCGAUCCCACCGUCAUUGGCACCCCGCGGGUCCCGCCCUCGUGUAAUGCUCCCAUGCCUACUCCUUCGGCACAGACAAGAGCCCAGGUCCCGCACCCGUUCGCCACACCCUACGGCGGGUUCAGUACGGCCAAUGCCAGCACCAACACCCCAACCCCUCCCAUCAGCUCUGGUCAGAGUAAAGGCUACCCCUCGUCAUCAGCCUUAGGAUCAGCUCCAGCCUCGGCCUCGGCCUCGACACCCAAUCUCGAGCUCGGCGGCCUCGCGCCCCGCUCGGCCGUCCGCACAGGGUCCGGCACAACUACGCCUCAUACCUUCGCCCGCAAACCUCGCACACCCGAGCCAAAGACAGCCCGCACAUCCGACUCGGGCCGCACGGAACUCCCACCCGCUAUGGCGGAUACCUCACCCACUAUCCCCCUUUCCCCCGCCCCUUCGCCCUUGAGGUGGAGGGGCCAAAACGUCCACCCCGAAUCGCCCUUCUACGGCAAGAUCCAGGCUCAGCACGAGCAGCAGCUACGCGAAGAUGCUGCGCGUGACGCUGCGCGGGAUGCACGGACGCCCUCUCGCGGUCGGACCGGCUAUACCAGACCAGGGGCGGGGCAGGGCGGACAGCUUCCCGCGCUCACUCCGGCGAUGGCGGUGAGGGAGCAGUACCUCGCUUCUACUUCCACGUCCACGUCGGCUCAUCAGGCGGUACCUACCGACGCGUUCCAUGGUAUAGCGAUGUAUCACCAGAAGAGGGCGAUGCUUGCUCGUCAGCUGGCGCCUGACGGGGCGGACAAAGUGGGGGAAUGGCUGGCGAGCCGGAACAGCCAGCCGGGGGCGGAGGUGUGCGAGACGACCAAGUUGGUGGCGAUGCUUGAAGAGGAGAACCGGGCGCAUGAUCGUCAGCGGAAGGAGGUUAUGGACAGGAGGAUAGAGGAGAUGUUGGACAGGCAGAGGACGCCGCAGGUAUGGGAGAGCGUAUCAGCCAUUGCGCUUGUGCAGUCCCGAUCGAGGGGGUUGAGGGGGAACGGAUCGACCCUCACCGUCAACGCUACUCCCACUGGCGAAGAAGCGCCUCUUCAGCGCCACCCCAGCGUACGGACCGGACAUAGCCACCCCCAGACUCAAACCGCCGAGACGGCACAGCAGAUCGUCGAAGCGCGUGUCCUGCCCCUCUCCACACCACAACCACACGUCCAACCCAUCAGCCUCGCCCCUCUCUUCCGGACCACGCCGCUCGCAGCCCCUUCCAAGCCUUUCAUCCGGGGCCGGAAAGCCCUCCCCGCCUUGCCCACCCCACCGACCGCCAGUAUCGAGGAUCAACGCCGGCGCCUGCACGACUUCCAGUCUAACUCCACUCGACACUUUAUCGGCGUCCGCGCCAAACUCGUCCAUCUCGCAUUCACGCUCGACCUCCUCCGUUCCGCCGCCGAGCUGCUGUACGCCCAGAACGCACGAGCGCUCCAUCUCCUCGCUGCUCUCAAAGCGGCGUCAAAGGUUGAGGGCGCGCCCGAGUCGCGCGCGAUCCUGGAUCAUGGGAUCCCGCUGAGCGAUGCGCUGGAGAUCGAGAGCAAGCUGGACGCGUGGUGGGUCAGCGAGCGCGACAAGUUGAACAGUAUGUGGGACGGGGCGGUCAGCAAGGCCAAGAAAUGGGUGGCGGACCAUCAGUACCUCGACAAACUGGUGCAUCGGGGAGUACUCCGUCAAGUCGUGGCGUACGAGAAAGGGUGGGUGGAGGAGGUAAAGCAGCUGGGUAUGGAGAAGAAAGGGAAGAAAUGGGCCAGAGCGGCAGUAGUGGAUUGUCCGGUGGAUGGGCAGUAUAUCCUCCGAUUGGCGGCGGGUCUCGAGACGAAUGGGAGGAUACCAGAGGGGACGGUCAGGCGGUUCAAUAGCCUGACCCACGGGACGAAGCCGGAAAAGCCGCUCCCUAUCGAUCCGGUCGAGGCGGCGGUACUUGGCCUGGGGCUCAGUAUGGCGGGCAGUAAGAAGAGCGGGAUGAAGAUCGGGAACAUGAUGGUGGACUCGUGGGUGGGGUUGAAGGCGAAAGCGACGGGAUCGGGAAAGGGGAAAGAGGAGAAGAAGGGAGGAGGGGAGGUUUUUGGGUUGACGGGCGACGGGUCUAGUGGACAGGCGGGGACAGGGGCGUCGCCGCUCCACGUGGCCGAUGCGGACCCGAUCGACGCGAGGCCGAUCCGGAAGGGGACGGCGAAGCUAAGCGAUGAGUCGCCUUACUCGUCAGCCAGCUCGCGGGAAGUGAUCUUCACGCCAAGCGGACCGAUCUCGCCUCCUAAAGGUCCAACUCAUGGCGCAUUGUCGACCGACGGCUCCGCACCCGUUCCGCCUCAGAAGGACGACUCGCCACCCUCCACCUACAGCUCAUCUCAUGGCCACCGAAAAAAGGCCCAGCUCCCACCAUUCCCCGGAAAAGGUCCCAUCCCGGACCACCUCAAAGAUCACUACGAGCCCCUCGCAACUCCUCCGGCCGACCUAUCUUCCUAUCCCUACGCCAGCUCCUCAUCGACCUCCCUCGCAUCGCGUAUACGAGGCAACACCCUCCGCGCCAAGAAGGCCGCAGUGGCACUGGCGACCGCGACAGCUACGCCCGCGCCUAGUGCCAAUGUACCGAGGGUGGAGCAGUGGGAUCUGUGUGCGGACGUCUCCCGGGGAGUGGGAGACCAGCGCUGUGCGUCACAAAUUGGAUUUGGGGCGCCAGAGAUGGCGGAUGAGAUCAGGAACGCCCAGUACGCGCGGGAAGCCAAGGAGGCGCUGAGGGUACAGGCUGCGAUGGCGGCAGCGGAGGAGCAGAAGGGAGAGGGGAGUGGACAGGGGAUGAAGAAGGUCUUUGGCCUGUUCAGGCGGUCGAGUUUUGAGCGGGUAGAUUGCUGCGAGUAUCAGUAUAGGCCGUAG